ACCUGCAGACCCUGCCGCCGCGCUCCGGCCCGGCUCCCACGCCCCCGCCGCCCUGCGCACGCAACUCCGCCGGCCGCCCCGCCCGCCCCGCGCGCUCGCAGACCCCCGGGGCGGCUGCCGGGAGAGAUGCUGGAAGAAACUUCUUAAAUGACCGCGUCCGGCUAGCCGUGGAGCAUUUCUGGGUUGGGGAGAGGAAAGGAAAGUGGAAAAAAACUGAGAACUUCCUGAUCUCUCUCGCUGUGAGACAUGUCUGAGACUCCUGCUCAGUGUAGCAUUAAGCAGGAACGAAUUUCAUAUACACCUCCCGAGAGCCCGGUGCCCAGUUACGCUUCCUCGACUCCACUUCAUGUUCCAGUGCCCCGAGCGCUCAGGAUGGAGGAAGACUCGAUCCGCCUGCCCGCGCACCUGCGCUUGCAGCCAAUUUACUGGAGCAGGGAUGACGUAGCCCAGUGGCUCAAGUGGGCUGAAAAUGAGUUUUCUUUAAGGCCAAUUGACAGCAACACGUUUGAAAUGAAUGGCAAAGCUCUCCUACUGCUGACCAAAGAGGACUUUCGCUAUCGAUCUCCUCAUUCAGGUGAUGUGCUCUAUGAACUCCUUCAGCAUAUUCUGAAGCAGCGGAAACCUCGGAUUCUUUUUUCACCGUUCUUCCACCCUGGAAACUCUGUCCACACACAGCCGGAAGUCAUACUGCAUCAGAACCACGAAGAAGAUAAUUGUGUCCAGAGGACCCCGAGGCCGCCAGUGGAGAACGUGCACCACAACCCCCCCACCAUUGAACUGUUGCACCGCUCUAGAUCACCUGUCACGACAAAUCACCGGCCGUCUCCUGACCCCGAGCAGCGGCCCCUCCGGUCCCCCCUGGACAACAUGAUCCGUCGCCUCUCCCCAGCCGAGAGGGCCCAGGGACCGAGGCUCCACCAGGAGAAUAACCACCAAGAGUCCUACCCCCUGUCAGUGUCUCCCAUGGAGAAUAAUCACUGCCCGCCAUCCUCCGAGUCCCACCAGAAGCCAUCCAGUCCCCGGCAGGAGAGCACACGCGUGAUCCAGCUGAUGCCCAGCCCCAUCAUGCACCCUUUGAUCCUGAACCCCCGGCACUCCAUGGAUUUCAAACAGUCCAGGCUGUCUGAGGACGGGCUGCAUAGGGAAGGGAAACCCAUCAACCUGUCCCAUCGGGAAGACCUGGCGUACAUGAACCACAUCAUGGUGUCCGUCUCCCCGCCUGAGGAGCACGCCAUGCCCAUUGGGAGGAUAGCAGACUGUAGACUGCUCUGGGAUUACGUCUAUCAGUUGCUUUCUGACAGCCGGUACGAAAACUUCAUCCGAUGGGAAGACAAAGAAUCCAAAAUAUUCCGGAUAGUGGAUCCCAAUGGACUGGCUCGACUGUGGGGAAACCAUAAGAACAGAACAAACAUGACCUAUGAGAAAAUGUCCAGAGCCCUGCGCCACUACUACAAACUAAACAUUAUCAGGAAGGAGCCAGGACAAAGGCUUUUGUUCAGGUUUAUGAAAACCCCAGAUGAAAUCAUGAGUGGCCGAACAGACCGUCUGGAGCACCUUGAGUCCCAGGAGUUGGAUGAACAAAUAUACCAAGAAGAUGAAUGCUGAAGGCACCAACCCACCAUGUCAGUGGGCCGGCGCCCAAGGGAACUCCUGCCCACCAGAACUGCUGGAGGCAUGACAGAGCCGGCGGGCUGAGGAGAGUAGAAAAGGAAGAGACCCAGGAAUGGGAGUGACCCUUCUCUUGCAUAGCAGGAGGGACCCACGAGCACCUUAGACAAACCACCCAGCAACGGCGGGGCUGGCAUUCUGGCCGAGGGCACGAGCCUGGGACUCGGGUUUCACGUUCCCUACUCAUUCGAAAUCUCUCCAUCUGUAAUUCCUCACCCUCACCCUCCCACCUAUUCUUAGUUUCAUGGUGUUUUUGUUUUUGUUUUAAGACCAUGCAGUUUGACUUUUCAUCAUUCAUCUAAGGGAGGACACCCAAGGUUGUUUUCAUAUGGAAAUAUAUAUCAAUUCUAUAUAUAUAUAUAUUUUUGCAAAUCUCACAAAGUGCAGCAAACCCAGCUGGUCAGGAAAGAGAAUACUUGCAAAAGGGUUCAGGUUCCUCUUUAUCCUGCCACAUGGAUCAGGUUUGUUCCUGUUGCUGUUGGAUCUUGGCUGAAAAAAAAAAAGAAGAAAAAAAGAAAAAAAGAUGCUUUUUAAAAAGAUCAAGUGAAAAGGAGAGCUCUCUUUCUCUCUCUCUUGCUCUCUUUCCUUCCCCGCCUCCCGUCUGCCUGCCCUCCCCACCUGCUGUUGAGCUUCCAAUGCCUUUCAGCAGAGUUUAGCCUCUUUGGAGAGUCUGGGGAACGGUUGGCACCUAAACAGAAUCGGCGGCCUGGGUGCUUUGGGGCCGGCACCCCUAAAUCAAACCCACAUCCCAGCAUUUGGCCACCUGUCGGCAGGAGACCAAAAUCAUCAGAGAUGCUGCUGUCCUUCAGGAAGAUAAGGGCCAGUACAGUAGGCUGCCCUGACAGUGAGCACCAUGCCGCUAGCGGUUCCACAGAGCAUCAGGUGGGCCUGAAGGCUGUCCGCCGCACCCGGGGGGCAGCUUGCAAUUGCUGCAAAGCAGCAAAUAUGAAAAGACCACACAGACCUGAUGGUUCAGAAAUGGGGGGCGGGGGGAUCUUCUGCCGCAGGGAUCUGUUAUCCCCAAGCAGGUUAUAAGAGGCUAGUGAGGCAGGAGGGGUCUUCUCUGCUCUGUCCCAAAGGCCAUCAUGUGGUCAGUUCCAUGCCCUCCCCUAAUUUUUUUUUUUUUAAUUCCUAGGCUUUUUUUUUUUUUUUUAACGUUUCCUUGUCGCCGUAGGAAAUGGGGCAUUUGAGAGGGGAGGCUCCUGGGGUGUGCAGUCUCAGCUGCUGACAGCGUUUGCCCAGCCUGGGCAGACAGGAAAGUCCUCAGAUACAUUACUCUUUCCUUCUUUCCUUUUUGCAUAGCUGUGUUUCAGAAUGGACCCAUUCGUGGCUCUUUUUCACCUCAAAAUAAAGUCGAUAGUAUCUUAUAAAAUGAGGGAAGCGCCACUCCUUAGUACUUCUGAUGGCAACAUAUUUUUAGAGAGCUGCUUAGAUUUGCUUUCCUUUUCUAGCCGUCUAAACCGACUCUUCCAAUACAGGUUCAAAAUUCAAUAUUAGGAGUAUGGUGUUCUUUUAAUCCAAAAGAUUAGACCUACCUUACAAAGCACCCCCUCCUCAUUUCUCUCUGUUUCCUUGCCUUGGUAGGGUGAGUAUCACACAGCCGCCCCC
Messenger RNA from Hipposideros armiger (great roundleaf bat), 3276 nucleotides. RefSeq names its product ETS variant transcription factor 6 (gene ETV6). Gene Ontology annotation, molecular function: sequence-specific DNA binding; DNA-binding transcription factor activity, RNA polymerase II-specific. NCBI's taxonomy places the organism in Eukaryota, Metazoa, Chordata, Mammalia, Chiroptera, Hipposideridae. Gene Ontology annotation, cellular component: nucleus. Gene Ontology annotation, biological process: regulation of transcription by RNA polymerase II; cell differentiation. The record is from RefSeq and is a predicted model, not a curated record. The coding region runs from base 247 to 1605 and encodes 452 amino acids. The transcript has 8 exons.